Messenger RNA from Cylicocyclus nassatus, 3053 nucleotides. Lineage: Eukaryota; Metazoa; Nematoda; Chromadorea; Rhabditida; Strongylidae. The record is from the annotation of a GenBank genome assembly.
UGUAGUUCCAUAUCUCACAUCAUGCACUACUGCCAUCAGGAAGAUUGUGAAUGGAGUUGGCCGAUGUGAUCGAGGCAAUCCGCGCUAUUCAUGACCUCUCAACUUCGAAUCAAGACCGAAUGAAGUUCACGCAGGUCAUCGAAGAACUCAAGGAAGGUCCUGCAGAAAAUCUAGCACAAUUGGCAUUUCAGAUAAUUGCGACUGAACUUUCCGUGCUUCGACACACGGGGUGGAUUUUGUUGGAAGAAAUCAUUCGUUUUAAAUGGAAUGGUAUAUCGUCAACGUAUCGCGUUGAGCUGCGUGAUGGGCUCUUUCAAGCUGUGGAAGCAUUAGUGUCGGAGGAUACUAUCGAACCUUGUGCUCGCUGCGUCGUAGCUAUGAUGGAACAUGAAUGGCCGCAAAACUGGCCAGAUCUGGAUGGGCGGUUGCUAGAAAUGGCGAGGGAAGGGUCGUUGCGAUGCGCCGUUGUUUUUGCAAUUCUGCGCCGACUAGUUGAAAACGUUGCCACAUUGGCUUCAAUUGCUAAUCCGAGGCGACGUAAGGAUAUGCAUAGCGCAAUUAGUGUCACUGCAAAUGAUUUUGCUUCUGUUGCUAUAGAGGUGCUUGCUUCAUCUCCAUCAGAUCAUAUGGAAAUUCUGGCAGCUAAGAAUAUUCUUGGUUGGUUAGCGGAGUUGUGUGGCUGCAUCACAUCUGUGUCUUUGGAGAAGCAGCUAGUUCGGAUGGUUGAUACGGUGAUUUGUUAUCUGGGCAGUAGCGAACAGAACAUCUGCGAAGAAGCUAUUAAGUGCCUUAUCGAACUUGCUGGAUCGAAAAGAGACAAGCAUAGCACGUCAAUAACAAUUUCUGCAUUUUUUCGCUCAGAGGUUCUUUCGGCGCUUCUUAAAACCAUAAGCCUUGCUAAUGAGGGAUAUCAAAUUAGUGAACAGUUUUAUAGAUAUUUGAAGUUUUCGUGCCAGCUGGUGGUUUCUUUGGGAGGUCUUCUAUCAAAGGGAUGGACCGAUAAGUCAACUCCGCCAGAGUUUGAAGCGUUUUUGAUGGCUGUGCUAGCUUUUUUCACUCAUGACUCUCUGAUAUUAAAGUAUGAAGCUUGUGAUGUCCUGUUGAGCUUCUCUUCCCAUGCAGUUCUCCGAAAAGACCCCUGUUUUAUGCGAGUUAUAUGUGAAGUUCUGUCAAAUACAGUAAUGGCAAUUAUGAAGGAAGGGUGUCCGUCUCAGAAACCGUUUAAUGCCAAGACUCACUUUUCUCGGCUGGAUUUUGAUGACGAUUCGGAGUGGCAUAAUUUAUUUACAAGAUUUCGUUCCCGUGUCCAGCUCCUUAUCUCGGAAAACCUACCUGUGCAUUUUAAUCACUUAUUGACCGUUUACAACAAUACCGUAAUUAUGAAAGUUAUACUGGAACCUAAUGCAAUUAGUGACCUUGAGUGGGAAGCUAUGCAAAGGUUUGCGAAGAAUUUUGUACAAGUUGUUUAUGAGAAGAAUCUUGCGGAGAGGAAGGAAAAAAUACUGAUUGAAAUGCGUGAUGCACUAAUUAACAAGAUGCUCAGUGUCGAUGAUUGCGAUAUCCUAAAUGAGAUGCUCUCGCUUCAUUCUCCGUUUCUGCCAAGUUAUGUAAACGAUGACGCAAAACUGCACAUAUAUUUUUCACUUCUACGGCGGAGCCUCGUGAUGUCUUCGAGCAAUAAAAUACUUAGUCGACACACUGUAAGCCUCAUACUUCGGGUUGUCCAGAAGUUUCCCAUAUACUUUAAGCUUCGUCGAGCCCUUGCAUGUAUUCAAGGAGCUGUACAACAAGUCAAUUCCUCUAGCCAACUUGGAGCUAUGCUCGAGCCUAUCUAUCCUUGCUUUUUUAAGCUGGCAAGAUGUCUACUGGAGAUUCAUUUGGAACAUAACAAGGCUCUUCUUCAUCAUUCAAUUCGCGAAGGCAUUACAGAAAUGGUUGCAUCAGAAAAAGAGCAGAUAUACUGUUCUGUUGGCGAAACUCAUGGAAUGGUCUCUAGUGGUGCCCUAGUGGUUGAUACCGAUUUUGUCGCAGUUGAACGUCAGUACGUGCACGAUCUCAAUGAACAAAUAGUUACAAUAAUCGCAGCUGUUGUGGCCAAAUUCCCAGGAAUCAUCUUCAACCUGCCACAAAUCAAAGAACUGCUGAAUUGUCUGGUUUCGAACCUUAAUUUUAUUCCAGAAUUCAACCUACGUCAUUGGAUCAAAAAGGGAUGGAAAUCGAUACUGGAGUACUGUCCUGUCGAAAACUUCUCAAUAUUGGAAAGUUUCUUCGUAUGCGUUGCUGAUUCCAUGCAAAAAAGACUAGAGAAAAUGUGGGAAAACAUCUCUAACAGAGUUCACGAUUCUGAAACAACUGAGCAAGAGGUUUUUCAUGAACACCUAACGUGUGUUGUAUCUCGGGAGUACAUUGACUUCCUACGGUCUUGUUAUCUGCAUUGCGACAGUGACUCCAAAACAAAUCGAUUAUCACCACUUGGGCAUUGGCUUUUCACCAAUAAGAUAGGAUUAUCACCAGUCAUAAUGACAGCAUUUUCAUCGUUGAAUUUUCCUGACUCGCCACUAGCAGUGAAGUCUGCACCUCUUUGCAAAGCAUUGGCUGAGGGGCUAGUGGACUGCUACGACGAUGAAAUUGGAGUGUACAUGUUAGUCUCUACGAUACGUUCGCUACAACUUCAUGGGACAGAUGAAGCAGCCGGCACUGUGCUCACAACUUUGGUUUUCCACAUAUACUGCGCUCUGCGACGUUUCUCAAACUCUCUGCUACACAUUCUCAUGCAAGUUCCAAACGUAACGGAGGAUAUGGUUGACAUAUUUGAUGAUAAGGUUCAAAAUUUUACCGAGGGUGACGAAGAUUUUUCGGAGAAACAGAAGAGAGAUCUUGUGUACAAGCUUCUCAAAGACAUCUUUACGCCUCCUCUUGCUCAGCAACAUAAAAAGACCGUGUAUCUUCGUCCUUUAUCAUUGAUUGGGAAAAAGCGGCGUAUUGGUUUAGACGAAAAUGCCGACAAAGAAUCGCUUUCGUUUCAGUCAAAAAGCCCUCGAAUGGAGAGAUAA